This is a messenger RNA of Paramecium octaurelia, 846 nucleotides long. NCBI's taxonomy places the organism in Eukaryota, Ciliophora, Oligohymenophorea, Peniculida, Parameciidae. The record is from the annotation of a GenBank genome assembly.
AUGUUAACAAAAAGUAUAAGACUAUUCAGACAAUUUAGAUUUUGUUCAUCUCUGGAAGAAAUUACUAAAAAAUAGGCUGAAUGGUAAAGCAUAGCGAAAUAGAAAACAUAAUAGUAAAUAAACAAUUAAUGUCAAGACAAAAAGAAUAUUUAGAAUAAACAUUAACACAAGAUCAAAAAACACGAGUGAAGGCAAUAGCUGAUGCAUGUUGUGAAUUAGAUCUUUUCGAAUUGUAAUGUUUAAUGAGUUUGCUGAAUGAAAAUCACUACAAGGCUCAAGGCAUUGGCAUCUUUGAGCUUAAUUCAAAUUGGCCUGCGAUCAAACAAAAUGAAGUACCAACUUGGCCUCCAAAGGAGAAAGAAUAGAUUGAAGCUUAUAUGAAAGAUCUCUUUGGAGAGAACGUCGUAAGAGAUUCAUUAAUUAACUUAGCCUGAUUUCAAAGCUAUUUUCGGUGGUGUAGGAUCAAUGGGAAGUUAAGCUUCAUCCCAAAGUGCUGCCACAAAAGAAGCACCAAAGCAAGAGGAGAAGCAAGCAGAAGCUGCACCAAAAGCUGAGGCUGAGGUAAUUAUGUAAGUAAAAUCAAGAAAAAAAAUUACGAUGUCGAAUUGAGUGCUAUUGAUGCAGCUCAGAAGAUCAAAAUUAUCAAAGAAGUUAGGUAUUUUUUGAAUGAUAUCAAUUUAGGUAACUGCUCAAUUUGGGAUUGAAAGAAGCCAAGGAUUUGGUUGAGAAAUUGCCAGCAAGUUUAGGAAAGCAGGUGCCUAAGGAGAAAGCCAAUGAAUUAAAGGAAAAGUUAACAGCAGCAGGAUGUACAAUAAGUUUGAAGUGAAAAUCAUUCAUAUAUAAAAC